Molecule: messenger RNA, 1484 nt
Organism: Centropristis striata (black sea bass)
Lineage: Eukaryota; Metazoa; Chordata; Actinopteri; Perciformes; Serranidae
Gene: arpc2
Product: actin related protein 2/3 complex, subunit 2
Exons: 10
Coding region: 145-1044 (299 amino acids)
Biological process (GO): actin filament polymerization; Arp2/3 complex-mediated actin nucleation
Cellular component (GO): actin cytoskeleton; Arp2/3 protein complex
Molecular function (GO): actin filament binding; structural constituent of cytoskeleton
Source: RefSeq, a predicted model, not a curated record
GAGUGUAAAAUACGCGGAAGCGACAGGCGGAAGCGGUCUUGUCUGUCAAGGGAGGAAAAAUUUGCAGAAUUUGACACAAAGAGGUUAAUCCCACCUAAUAGCACCGAUCAUUCCCCCUUCUCCUCGACACCGGCGUCCGCUGCGAUGAUCCUGUUAGAAAUCAAUAACCGAAUUAUCGAAGAGACGUUGUCGUUGAAGUUCGACGGCGCAUCGAAUGGAACCAAACCAGAGGCCGUCGAUGUGACGUUUGCAGAUUUCGAUGGCGUCUUGUACCACAUCUCCAACCCCAAUGGGGACAAGACCAAAGUGAUGGUCAGCAUCUCCCUGAAGUUCUACAAGGAGCUGCAGGAGCACGGGGCUGACGAGCUGCUCAAGAGGGUCUAUGGGAAUUUCAUGGUUUCAACAGAAGCCGGCUACAACGUGUCCCUCCUCUACGACCUGGACGCGCUGCCAGCCAAUAAAGACGAGGUGAUCCACCAGGCGGGGAUGCUCAAGAGGAACUGCUUCGCCUCGGUGUUUGAGAAGUACUUCAAGUUCCAGGAGGAGGGCAAAGAGGGCGAGCAGAGGGCCGUGGUCCACUACAGAGAUGAUGAGUCCAUGUAUGUGGAGGCCAAGAAAGACAGAGUGACGGUGGUAUUCAGCACGGUGUUCAAAGACGACGAUGAUGUCAUCAUCGGAAAAGUCUUCAUGCAGGAGUUCAAAGAGGGUCGGCGAGCCAGCCACACGGCCCCCCAGGUGCUGUUCAGCCACAGGGAGCCCCCGCUGGAGCUGAAGGACACGGACGCCGCUGUUGGGGACAACAUCGGAUACAUCACCUUUGUCCUGUUCCCGCGUCACACCAAUGAGAAUGCCAGAGACAACACCAUCAACCUCAUCCACACCUUCAGGGACUACCUGCACUACCACAUAAAGUGCUCCAAGGCCUACAUUCACACACGCAUGAGGGCCAAGACGUCAGAGUUCCUCAAGGUGCUGAACCGCGCUCGACCCGACGCCGAGAAGAAAGAGAUGAAGACCAUCUCUGGAAAGACCUUCUCCCGCUGAGGCCGAUUCCCCGAACCAGAGAAAUCCAAACGCGCUACACUGAGACUCAAACGCCACAUCGGACAGGACUCCAGGACGCCUCGAGAUGCCCCUGCCCCGCCCCCAAAUACAUGUCCAGUCUUUUUUUUUUUUUAAAUGAAUAAUAAUGUUGGCUCUACUUAGGGAAAGCCCAGGCUCAAGAUAAAUGGAAAAAAGGGCAUUCCUUGCUUAGCAUAGUUAAAGAGAAUUAUUAGUCCUAUAUAAAUAUAUAUAUGAAAAAAAUUGAAAUUUUUGAUACGAUAUCUUUUACUCCAUUUGGUACUCUUGCUUGCCCCUCACCCCUCAACAUGCAAUAUCCAAGUACUGGAUGAUUUAAACCCCCCUCCCCAGACCCCUCCCUCUCUGUGCUUUCAUGUCGUCUGUACCAUUGUCAUUUGAAAAAAAUAAAAUAAUCACUCUUA